Molecule: messenger RNA, 855 nt
Organism: Arthroderma uncinatum
Lineage: Eukaryota; Fungi; Ascomycota; Eurotiomycetes; Onygenales; Arthrodermataceae
Product: Ser/Thr protein phosphatase superfamily protein
Exons: 1
Coding region: 1-855 (284 amino acids)
Molecular function (GO): hydrolase activity
Source: RefSeq, a predicted model, not a curated record
AUGCCUCCACGGAUUCAAAUACUGUCUGACCUUCACUUAGAGGUCAGGAACCAAUAUAGCUCCUUUCAAAUACCCGCUGCUGCGCCGUUCCUGAUCCUUGCGGGCGACAUCGGCCAGCUAAGCGACUAUCGUGGCUAUCUACAGUUCCUCAGCAACCAAUGCCGCCAGUUCGAGCGAGUGUACUUGGUCCUUGGGAACCAUGAGUUCUACGGAGUCUCUCGACACGAGGGACUAAAACUUGCGGCAUCUCUAGAACAGGAACCAGAAGUACGGGGUAAGCUGUCCAUCCUGAACCGAACACGAGUCGAGCUUCCUGGAUUCCCCAACAUAACGCUGUUGGGAUGCACGCUGCAGUCUAGAAUACCCCCUGAAUCGGUGGAAGCAGUUAGCGGCCGUGUUAAGGACUUUCAUCGUAUUAAGGACUGGUCCAUCGAAGACCAUAACGCCGAACAUAGAGAGGACGUCGAAUGGCUGAGGGAUCAGAUUACCAGUCUGAGAGACGGAGAUAGAGCAUCCAACCUGGAAGGACAGAGGAGCAUUAUCGUCAUCACCCAUCAUGCGCCUUGCAUCAACGAGAGCAGCCGGCCGGAACAUGUACAGAAUCCAUGGACAUGCUCGUUUGCAACAGAACUACUUGACCAGGCUGUUUCUCCCGCCAACGCCAUCUUCUCGCAAGUGCAGCACUGGGUCUUUGGGCAUACGCAUUACACGACUAGCUUCAUCAAGGCUGGCGUCAGACUUGUGAGCAACCAACGUGGCUAUACGGUUAAGCCCAAGGACGAGUCUUCAAACUGGAUGAAGCUGUUCAGGAGUAGCCUCCACGAGUUCAAUGUUCGAAAGACGAUAACACCCUAA